AACUACUGCUGCUGUUGCUGCUGCUGCUGCAUCGACCUUGGCUAGCUCGGGAUGGCAGGGAAAGCGUGGAGGUCAGCGAUUCUUAAUCUGCUAGGAAAGUUGGGUUUAUCCAUCAAUGGCAAGGAUAAAAUCAAACCACAGGAAGUGUCACGGGUAGUCAGCGCUUUUAAGAAUGCGACUCCACAAUCCAGAACUUUCACCCAGGGGAUGCAAACUGUUACUUUAAUCCCUGGUGAUGGAAUUGGCCCAGAGAUCUCUGUUGCUGUCAUGAAGAUUUUUGAAGCAGCUAAAGCACCUAUUCAGUGGGAAGAAAGAAAUGUGACAGCCAUUAAAGGACCUGGUGGCAAAUGGAUGAUUCCUCCAGAUGCUAAAGAAUCGAUGGACAAGAACAAAAUUGGCCUGAAAGGUCCUUUGAAGACACCAAUAGCUGCUGGCCAUCCCUCCAUGAACCUGCUGCUGAGGAAAACUUUUGACCUUUAUGCUAAUGUGCGUCCCUGUGUGUCAAUUGAGGGCUACAAAACGCCCUACACUGAUGUGAACCUGGUGACCAUCAGGGAAAACACUGAGGGAGAAUACAGUGGGAUUGAACAUGUGAUUGUUGAUGGAGUCGUGCAGAGUAUUAAGCUCAUCACUGAACAAGCCAGCCAACGCAUCGCAGAGUAUGCUUUUGAAUACGCCAGAAAUAAUCAGAGGGCAAGUGUUACUGCCGUUCAUAAGGCGAACAUCAUGCGCAUGUCGGAUGGACUUUUCCUACGAAAGUGCAGAGAAGCUGCAGAGAAGCACAGAGAUGUGAAAUUCACUGAGAUGUACCUGGAUACUGUGUGCCUUAAUAUGGUACAGGAUCCCACACAGUUUGAUGUACUGGUGAUGCCAAACUUGUAUGGAGACAUUUUGAGUGAUCUUUGUGCUGGAUUAAUCGGGGGUCUUGGAGUGACUCCAAGUGGAAACAUUGGUGCUAAUGGUGUGGCCAUAUUUGAGUCGGUUCAUGGAACUGCCCCAGAUAUAGCAGGGAAGGACAUGGCCAACCCUACUGCCUUGCUGCUCAGUGCAGUCAUGAUGCUGCGGCACAUGGGCCUACAUGGCCACGCCAAGAAGAUUGAAGCUGCCUGUUUUGACACAAUUCGAGAUGAAAAGGUUCGAACACAAGAUCUGGGAGGAAACUCAAAGUGCUCGGAAUUCACAGACGCAAUAUGUCAAAGAGUGCGGGACAUGGACUAGAAGGACGCUAGUGAAGCCAUAAAUUUAUUGGUAGGGUUUGAAUUACUUAACUUCAUCAUGUCUUAUUGUAUCAGCACAUUUUACCAAAAUAUGUAUUUUAAAAAAAGACUCAGGAGAUCCUGAAUGUUUUAUUUUUCUCUUUGCACACUCCAAAGCACUGUCUUAAAGCAUUCGAUCAACAGUUUCUGUGUAUGUGAUGUGUGAUGGUACUGAAAUGGUUAACUUCUAGUGAAUAUUAUCUAUUUAUUGGGUGACUGUAACCUUUAAUGUAUUUGAUAGUUAUUUUAAAAUGUACUUCCUAUGAUCACUUGACAAGCAAUCAUUCAUCAACAAGCCAAACUCUUUCAGUCAUGUUUGUGGAUAUGCUUCGUAUUUAUGUGGUUACAAAAGAUGAGUUCAAACAUAAUCAAGCUUCUGUAACAUAAAACUUGCAGACAUUUUGCACUUCUUUUCAUUACAAGCUGUUUUUCUUUAUGCAGUAUCACGAAUGUAUAAAGUAAAAUGGAUAUUACAGUGACUUCAGAAAUGACAGACCUUUUAUUCAGUGUGAUGCAGAUGACUCUGGUGUCAUAGGACCUCUGUGCAGCUAUGAUUGAGUAUUUGUAAAAGUUGCAUCCAUGUCUUCAUGAAUUUUUAUCCAAAGUGAUAAAAACACACACACACACUGAAUACUGAAAUAUCUGCAGAAAAUGUCGGAUAAUUUCAUGUCAUGCAUGGUUUUAAAAAGUAAAUAUGAAGUGUUGGUCAGAGAUAAAUAUGAAUUGAAGACCAGUAUUUCAACCAAUGAAAAGAUGCAUUAAAAUGGUGUGGCUUUCUAAAAUGUCUAGCAUUAUAAUAAAAAGUAUUAUUCACAAUUUAAAAUAUCAUUAAAUAAAAGUACUAAAUAAAA
This is a messenger RNA of Amphiprion ocellaris (clown anemonefish), 2107 nucleotides long. RefSeq names its product isocitrate dehydrogenase (NAD(+)) 3 catalytic subunit alpha (gene idh3a). Gene Ontology annotation, molecular function: isocitrate dehydrogenase (NAD+) activity; magnesium ion binding; NAD binding. Bases 52 to 1218 code for a protein of 388 amino acids. The record is from RefSeq and is a predicted model, not a curated record. Gene Ontology annotation, biological process: isocitrate metabolic process; tricarboxylic acid cycle. Gene Ontology annotation, cellular component: mitochondrion. Lineage: Eukaryota; Metazoa; Chordata; Actinopteri; Pomacentridae. The transcript has 12 exons.